AUGGAUCUGAACGCGACCCCAAAUUGGAUCUUUACCCCAUUAACAAUAUCAUCUCAACCCUUAACAAUACCAUCAAUCAGUUGCUGUAACGAACUCAGCAGAGUUCCAGCAGAGAUUGGCUUCCUUCGCAACUUGACCCUAUUGGACCUUUCCAAGAACAGAUUAACCCGUUUGCCAGAGUCUAUCAUGCAUUUGACAAAGCUAGUGGAUCUCAAGCUGUCCUAUAACCAGCUCGAGUCCCUUCCAGCAGGCAUCGGUGGAUUGGUCAAACUUGCUGCGCUUUCCCUUGAUGACAACCGCCUUGAAUCCCUCCCGUCUCAGAUUGGACUCAUUAAGGGACUUGUCAAUCUGGAUCUCUCAAACAAUCCUAUCACUGUUUUGCCUGCAGAGGUUGGAAAGCUUCAGUUUUUGAGACGGUUGAACUUGGAUGGAUGUCCGCUGGUCAAGAAGUUUGAGCACCAACCAUUGCAUUCCCCACCCACUCUUCUCGAGCUGGCAGCUAGAGUCAUGGUCCGUCAUGAUGUACCGACUCCACCGAUGGUUCCCCAACAUCUAAAAUCGUAUCUCAAGAGCGCCCGUGCUUGUUCGUUCUGCGAUGGCCCAUAUUUUGACUCUUGGGUCAAGAGAGGCAAGAUGAUUGAGAAGAACGAAAUGUUCAUUCCACUCGAAUACACACUCUGUCAGCCACAUUGGAACACAGAGAUGGAACGGGUCAAGCUUUUGUUUUGCAAGCGUCCCAUUACCUCACCU
This is a messenger RNA of Lobosporangium transversale, 750 nucleotides long. RefSeq lists its product as hypothetical. NCBI's taxonomy places the organism in Eukaryota, Fungi, Mortierellomycota, Mortierellomycetes, Mortierellales, Mortierellaceae. The transcript has a single exon. Gene Ontology annotation, molecular function: protein binding. The annotation marks the transcript as partial. The record is from RefSeq and is a predicted model, not a curated record.